AGAUCACCAACGCCUUGGUACAACAAUAUAGCGGGGUAGCGAUCUCACGAUAUUCUCUCGAAAUGCCGUCAGCGACUCGUGAUACCGAUGCGACUAUGGUAGAUGCGCCGGCGGAGGAGGGCGCCGUGGAGAGCCCAGCACCGGAGGAGGCGGAGGAGCAACGGAUCAGGGUGCUUUCCGGUUCAACAGAAGAAGCAGCUUCCUUCGAGUUCGAGAACGAGGAUCACACGCUGGGAAAUGCGCUGCGGUACAUUAUCAUGAAGAAUCCCGAUGUCGAGUUCUGCGGCUACUCCAUUCCACAUCCCUCAGAAGCAAAAAUGCAUCUUCGAAUCCAGACAUAUGACAAAGUAAGCGUCUACGAUGUCCUCGAGAAAGGCCUGAACGAUCUCUCGGACCUAUGUGAAGUCGUGAUGGACAAGUUCACGAUUGCGCGGGACGAGUUCAAUGCUAAGAAGGCGAGCACCACCUGACCACUUCUCUCUCCAAACGGGACGAGACACGGUUUUGGAUGCAUUCACAGGCGUUGAUCUGCACGGUUCGAUUUAUGGAUGGCGUACGGUAAGGAAAAUGGUAUUGGCUGGCAUAUAUACAAUGUCUUCUGGGUUCGAUCCUCUUUCGACUCGAGUGGGGCGGAUCUAGUUCCUUCCCUAUACACCCGUUAGCUCUGCUUCUCUUCCAGAUGCCUCUCCUCUGUGAAGGGUUUGGGAUAUAUACCUCCAAGAACCCAUUGAUGAAAUUCGCCGGCAGCCUCGCCUUCGGCUCCUCCUCCGUGC
This is a messenger RNA of Mytilinidion resinicola, 773 nucleotides long. RefSeq names its product RBP11-like subunits of RNA polymerase. Lineage: Eukaryota; Fungi; Ascomycota; Dothideomycetes; Mytilinidiales; Mytilinidiaceae. Gene Ontology annotation, molecular function: protein dimerization activity; DNA binding; DNA-directed RNA polymerase activity. The coding region runs from base 63 to 470 and encodes 135 amino acids. The record is from RefSeq and is a predicted model, not a curated record. Gene Ontology annotation, biological process: DNA-templated transcription. The transcript has 4 exons. Gene Ontology annotation, cellular component: RNA polymerase I complex; RNA polymerase III complex.